CUGAAACAAUUCCUUACACACACACACACACACACCUAAACCUAUACACACACACACACACACACCUAAACCUAUCCACACCCCCUCACUAGAGAUUUGGGGCUUUGAGCUCAUCCCCUCUGGUUUGCGCACCGGGUUGGAGCUCGUGUUCUCCUGCUUGAGGAAGUUUUUCUUUAUUUUUCUUCUUUUCACCGGACAACUGGGAUGCUGAAGACAGAAAGAGAGCAGGUCAGCGGCGGCUCUAAGCAAAACAACGCGCAGAUCAAGUGACUGUGUGUGUGAGAGUGUGUGUGUGUGUGUGCGUGCGUGAGCGUGUGAGCGUCAUGCAUGCAGGAUGGAUGUGAAGGAGCGCAGGCCGUACUGCUCGCUGAGGGAGAGUCGCAGAGAGAAGGAGAGACGCUACACACACUCGUCUGGUGGAGAGAGUGACGAGUGUCGCGUCCCCACGCAGAAAUCCUACAGCUCCAGCGAAACGCUCAAAGCUUUCGAGCACGACUCACAGCGCCUGCUGUACAGCGGCCGAGCUAAAGAGAGAGAGCACCGCGACACGGACGAGUACAGCCGGCCAGGGCAGAACUUCACCCUGAGGCAGUUGGGGAUCUGUGAUCCAGCCACGCGUCGUGGGUUAGCGUUCUGCUCUGAGAUGGGCCUCCCCCAUCGCGGCUACUCAGUUGGAACAGACUCAGAUCUAGACGCUGACAACGAGGCCGUGAUGUCACCGGACCGUGCCAUGCGGCUGUGGGGCGGGGGAGUCAAGUCUGCACGCAGCUCCUGCCUGUCGAGCCGAUCCAACUCGGCACUGACACUCACCGACACAGAACACGACAACAAAUCCGACAGCGACAACGGUUCUCCCAUGCCAUCCCCUCUCUGCAGUCCAUCUGAUCACUCACUCCAUCCUCCACCCUGCAGCGCCGAUUCCGAGUCGGACGACGAGCUCACACACACUCACUGCAGAGAGCACACACACACUGCAGCCCAUGAGCAAGUGGCCAAUCAGCAUCAGCAGGGCCAGCCGGCUCCUCCCACUCUGCCUCCGGCUCCUCCCCCUCAUAAGCCGUUGGUGACGGCGCUGAACCACAGCUCAGUGAUCGGCCGGCGGAACGGAAGCCCCGCCCCUCCUCCGCCCGCCGAGCUGCCCACCACGCCCGAGUCCGUCCCGCUGCAGGACAGCUGGGUCCUGGGCAGCAAUGUGCCGCUGGAGAGCCGAAAAUUAACAAAGCAAGCAGUUCUCCAAAACGGUCAUGAGAGCCUGAUAGAGAUGGAUGCGUUGAAUCCCGUGAGCCACGAGGGCAGCUAUGGAGACGGGCACUUCCUCUUUAAGACAGGCACAGGAACGACCCCUCUGUUCAGCACGGCCACUCCGGGCUACACCAUGGCUACGGGGGCGGUGUACUCGCCCCCCACACGGCCCCUGCCCCGCAACACGCUCUCCCGCAGCGCCUUCAAGUUCAAGAAGUCGUCCAAGUACUGCUCGUGGAGGUGCACAGCUCUCAGCGCCGUCGCCGUGUCCAUCCUGCUAUCCAUCAUCCUGUGCUACUGCAUCUCGAUGCAUCUGUUCGGACUGAACUGGCAGCUGCAGGAGACGGAAAGUUUUGCUUUUGAGAAUGGACAGGUCAAACCGGACGGCACGACAUCUAACGGAGUCACCACACUGUCAGCAGAGCAUGGUAAAGGGGGCGUGUACGUUCAGGAGAAUAACACUAUAGACACAGGUGAGGUGGAUGUGGGGAAACGGGCAGUGCAAGAUGUUCCUCCUGGAAUGUUCUGGCGUUCGCAGCUCUUCAUCGAUCAGCCGCAGUCCCUCAAGUUCAACAUCUCGCUGCAGAGAGACGCACUCGUUGGAGUGUAUGGACGCAAGGGCCUGCCACCAUCACACACUCAGUACGACUUUGUGGAGUUGCUGGACGGCAGUCGUUUGAUCGCGAAGGAGAAGCGAGGACUGGUGGAAAUGGGGGGAUCUCUGAGGAGAACGAGAUCUGUGAACGUCCACGAGGCCGAGUUCAUCCGCUUCCUCGACUCAGGAAUCUGGCACCUGGCUUUCUACAACGACGGCAAAAACAUAGAACAAGUUUCCUACAACACCAUUAUCAUCGAUUCUGUGACCGAGUGUCCACACAAUUGCCAUGGGAAUGGAGACUGUCGCUCAGGAACGUGUCAUUGUUUCCCAGGGUUCCUCGGGCCUGACUGUUCACGAGCUGCGUGCCCAGUGUUGUGCAGUGGGAAUGGGCAGUACUCCAGGGGGCGCUGUCUGUGCUACAGCGGCUGGAAAGGCACCGAGUGUGACGUCCCUAACAACCAGUGCAUCGACAUCCACUGCAGCGGCCACGGCAACUGUAUCAUGGGGUCGUGUGUGUGUAACGCCGGAUACAAGGGGGACAACUGUGAUGAAGUGGACUGUGUUGACCCGUCCUGCUCAGGCCGAGGUGUGUGUAUCCGAGGUGUGUGUCACUGUAACUCCGGGUUUUCAGGGCCGAGCUGUGAACUACAGAAAGCCGUUUGUCCUGAACAGUGUUCUGGUCACGGAAAGUUCCAGAGCGACAGCGGAACCUGCACCUGUGAUGAGAACUGGACUGGACCCGAUUGUUCCAUUGAGGGAUGCCCAGGUCUGUGUAACAGCAAUGGCCGCUGUACUCUGGAUCAGAACGGAUGGCACUGUGUGUGCCAGCCUGGCUGGAGGGGGGCUGGCUGUGACGUCGCCAUGGAAACCCUCUGCGCAGAUGGCAAGGACAAUGAAGGAGACGGCCUAGCGGACUGCAUGGACCCGGACUGUUGUCUCCAGACCACAUGUGUGUCACAGUCAUUCUGCCGUGGCUCCCCCGACCCUGCUGACAUCAUCACCCACAGCCAAUCAGCUUCUCCACAGCAGGCAGCGCAGUCCUUCUACCAGCGAAUCAGCUUCCUGCUCGGGCCAGAGGGCACGCACAUCAUCACGGGCGAGAACCCAUUCAAUAAGAGUCUGGUCUCUAUAAUCCGAGGUCAGGUGCUCACUGCAGACGGAACGCCGCUGAUCGGAGUGAACGUCUCCUUCAUACACUUCCCUGAACAUGGAUACACCAUCACCCGGCAGGACGGCAUGUUUGAUAUUCUGGCCAAUGGCGGUGCGUCUCUGACCCUGAGUUUUGAGCGCGCUCCGUUCCUGCCUCAGCAGCGCACCGUGUGGUUGCCAUGGAACGUGUUUUACGUGAUGGACACGCUGGUGCUCAAGAAGGAGCAGAACGACAUUCCCAGCUGUGACCUGAGCGGAUUUGUCAGGCCCAGCCCACUCAUCGUGACCACGCCCCUUUCUACCUUCUUCAGAUCUGCACCCGAGAAUGGACCGAUCAUCCCCGAGACACAGGUUCUCCAGGAGGAAACGGCGAUCCCCGGCAGUGACCUGAACCUGGUGUACCUGAGUUCUCGAGCGGCCGGGUACCGCCCGGUCCUGAGGGUCAUCAUGACCCAGUCCACCAUCCCCUUUAACCUGAUGAAGGUGCACCUGAUGGUGGCGGUGGUGGGGCGACUCUUCCAGAAGUGGUUCCCUGCAGAACCCAACCUGUCCUACACCUUCAUCUGGGACAAGACGGAUGCCUACAACCAGCGAGUGUACGGCCUGAGCGAGGCGGUCGUGUCAGUGGGUUUUGAGUAUGAGUCGUGUUUGGAUCUGAUCCUGUGGGAGAAACGGACCGCCGUCCUUCAGGGUUACGAACUGGACGCCUCCAACAUGGGCGGCUGGACUCUGGACAAACACCACGUGCUGGACGUCCAGAACGGUAUCCUGUAUAAGGGCAAUGGGGAGAAUGUGUUUAUUUCCCAGCAGCCCCCGGUGAUCAGCAGCAUUAUGGGUAAUGGGCGGAGGCGCAGUAUCUCCUGCCCCAGCUGUAAUGGUCAGGCAGAUGGUAACAAGCUGCUGGCUCCUGUGGCUCUGGCCUGCGGAUUGGACGGCAGCAUCUACGUGGGAGAUUUUAACUACAUCAGACGCAUCUUCCCUUCAGGAAACGUCACCAGUGUCAUGGAGCUCAGCAACAAUCCAGCGCAUAAGUACUACUUGGCGACGGAUCCGAUGUCAGGGCGGCUGUAUGUGUCUGAUACGAACUCACGCAGGAUCUUCAGGCCCAAAGUUCUGACAGGGGUGAAGGAGCUGCUGCAGAACACUGAGGUGGUGGCAGGAACUGGAGAACAGUGCUUACCCUUUGACGAGAACCGCUGUGGAGACGGAGGGAAGGCCACCGAGGCCCUGCUGCUGGGUCCUAAAGGCAUUGCAGUGGAUAAAAAUGGAUUAAUCUACUUUGUUGACGGGACGAUGAUCCGUAAAGUGGACCGCAAUGGCAUCAUAUCAACACUGCUGGGGUCAAACGAUCUGACCUCUGCACGACCUUUAACCUGUGACACGAGCAUGCAUAUUGGGCAGGUGCGUUUGGAGUGGCCAACAGACCUGGCCAUCAACCCCAUGGAUAAUUCAAUUUAUGUGCUGGACAACAACGUUGUUCUUCAGAUCACGGAGAACCGGCAGGUGCGCAUCGUAGCGGGACGUCCCAUGCACUGUCAGGUUCCGGGCAUCGAGUACACUCUGGGAAAGCGUGCCAUCCAGACCACCCUGGAGGGCGCCACGGCCAUCUCCGUGUCCUUCAGCGGUGUGCUGUACAUCGCCGAGAGCGACGAGAAGAAGAUCAACCGAGUGCGGCAGGUGAGCACAGAUGGAGAGAUCACACACCUGGCAGGGGCGCCGUCCGAGUGCGACUGCAAAAACGAUGCCAACUGUGACUGCUACCUCACGGGAGAUGGCUACGCUAAAGACGCGAGGUUAAACGCCCCGUCUUCGCUCGUUGUUUCUCCCGAUGGAACUCUUUACGUCGCCGAUUUGGGUAACAUUCGUAUCCGAGCCAUUUCACGAAACCGCCCUCCUCUGGCCUCAUCUGGGUUUUAUGAGGUGGCGUCUCCAUCAGCGCAGGAGCUCUAUGUUUUCGAUGUGAACGGCACACACCAGCACACCAUGAGCCUCGUCACCGGGGACUACGUGUACAACUUCAGCUACAGCAACGAGGGUGAUGUCACUGCUGUUGCCGAUGGCAACGGCAACACGCUGCGUGUCCGCCGAGACCCCAACCGCAUGCCCGUGCGCCUCGUCGCCCCCGACAACCAGGUGAUCUGGAUCACCAUCAGCACCAACGGAGGCCUGAAGACGCUGACGGCGCAGGGGCAGGAGCUCACACUCUUCACCUACCACGGCAACAGCGGCCUGCUCGCCACCAAGAGCACCCAGAUCGGCUGGACCACCUUCUACGACUAUGACGGUGAGGGAAGGCUGACCAACGUCACCUUCCCUACAGGAAUCAUCACUAGUCUAAUCGAGGAGAUGGACCGAGCGCUCACAGUGGACAUUGAGACUUCUGGAAGAGAUGAUGAUGUCAGCAUUACCACUAACCUCUCCUCCAUCGACUCUUUCUACACACUCGUACAAGAUCAGUUGAGGAACAGCUAUCAGGUGGGAUACGACAGUUCUCUGAGGGUCAUUUACGCCAACGGCAUGGACUCGCACUACCAGACCGAGCCUCACAUCCUGGUGGGUGCAGCGAACCCUACGGUGGCCCGGAGGAACAUGAGUCUGCCUGGAGAAAAUGGCCAGAACCUGGUGGAGUGGAGAUUCAGGAAAGAGCAGACCAGAGGCAAGGUCAUAGUGUUCGGACGCAAGCUGAGGGUGAACGGCAGGAACCUGCUGUCUGUGGAUUACGACCGGACUCUGAAGACGGAGAAGAUUUAUGAUGAUCACCGUAAAUUCCUGCUCAAGAUCGUGUACGAUGUGGCGGGUCACCCCACGCUGUGGGUUCCCAGCAGUAAACUCAUGUCCGUGAACCUGACGUACUCCAGCAGCGGCCAAGUGACGAGCAUCCAGCGAGGGGCGACUGUGGAGCGGGUGGAGUACGACAGCCAGGGACGCAUCAUCUCCAGAACCUUCGCCGAUGGAAAGUCAUGGAGCUACACUUACCUGGACAAGUCCAUGGUGCUCCUGCUCCAUAGCCAGCGACAGUACAUCUUCGACUUCGACCUACAAGACAGGCUCUCUGCCAUUACCAUGCCCAGCGUGGCGCGUCACACCAUGGAGACAAUCCGAUCUAUUGGCUAUUACCGCAACAUCUAUCAUCCACCCGAGAGCAACGCCUCAGUCACUGUGGAUUACAGCGAGGAUGGCCAGCUCCUUCGUGUGGCACACUUGGGCACCGGCCGCCGCAUCCUCUACAAGUACAGAAGGCUGAACAAGAUCUCGGAGAUCCUGUACGACAGCACACGUGUGAGUUUCACGUACGACGAAACAGCUGGCGUUUUGAAGACGGUGAAUUUGCAGAGUGAAGGUUUUAUCUGCUCCAUCCGAUAUCGUCAAAUUGGCCCACUAGUGGACAGGCAGAUCUUCCGAUUUAGUGAGGACGGCAUGGUCAAUGCCCGCUUCGACUACUCUUACGAUAACAGCUUCCGGGUCACCAGCAUGCAAGGGGUCAUCAACGAGACGCCACUACCCAUUGACCUCUACCAAUUUGAUGACAUCUCAGGCAAAGUGGAGCAGUUUGGCAAGUUUGGUGUGAUCUAUUAUGACAUUAACCAGAUCAUCUCUACAGCCGUCAUGACCUACACCAAGCACUUUGAUGUCCACGGUCGUAUCAAGGAGAUUCAGUACGAGAUCUUUCGGUCCCUCAUGUACUGGAUCACCAUACAGUACGACAACAUGGGCCGUGUCACCAAGCGUGAGAUCAAGAUCGGACCUUUUGCCAACACCACCAAAUACAGCUACGAGUACGACGUGGAUGGCCAACUGCAGACCGUCUACUUGAACGAGAAGAUGAUGUGGCGCUACAGCUAUGAUCUCAAUGGCAACCUUCACUUGCUAAACCCGGGUAACAGUGCUCGGCUCACGCCGCUCCGUUAUGACCUUCGGGAUCGUAUCACACGGCUUGGUGAUGUACAGUACCGGAUGGAUGAAGAUGGAUUCCUGCGCCAGAGAGGCACGGAGAUCUUCGAAUACAACUCCAAAGGACUGCUUGUACGAGUCCACAGCAAGGCCAAUAGUUGGACGAUCCAGUAUCGUUACGAUGGACUGGGGAGGCGACUGGCAUCCCGUAACACCCUUGGUCAGCACCUUCAGUUCUUCUAUGCUGAUCUGAACUACCCUACACGCAUCACCCACGUCUACAAUCAUUCCAGCUCAGAGAUCACCUCCCUCUACUAUGACCUCCAAGGCCACCUUUUUGCCAUGGAGAUUAGCAGUGGAGAGGAGUUCUACAUUGCUUGUGACAACACCGGCACUCCACUAGCUGUCUUUAGCAGUAACGGGCUACUGCUUAAGCAGGUUCAGUACACUGCUUAUGGAGAGAUCUACUUUGACUCGAACCCUGACUUCCAGCUGGUAAUUGGGUUCCAUGGAGGAUUGUACGACCCACUUACAAGGCUCCUUCAUUUUGGAGAAAGAGACUAUGACAUUCCCGCUGGCCGCUGGACCACCCCAGAUAUUAGCACCUGGACCAGAGUGGGAAAAGAUCCUGCCCCCUUUAACCUGUACAUGUUCCGCAACAAUAACCCUAUUAGCAAGGUGCACGAUGUCAAAGAGUAUGUUACAGAUGUUAACAUCUGGCUGGUAACAUUUGGCUUCCACCUUCACAAUGCCAUCCCUGGAUUCCCGAUUCCCAAAUUUGACCUCACGCAACCCUCACUGGAGAUGAGAAAAAGUCAGCUCUGGGAUGAUCUUCCGGCCAUUUCAGGCGUCCAAGAGGAAGUGACACGUCAGGCCAAGGCAUUCUUAUCUUUCGAGAGGAUGCCAGAAAUCCAGUUUAGCCGCCGUCGUUCUGCACGGGAUAAACCCUGGCUGUGGUUCGCCACUGUCAGGUCACUGAUCGGUAAAGGCGUGAUGCUUGCGAUCACCAGUAAAGGACAAGUGGCCACGAACGCACUGAACAUCGCCAACGAAGACUGCAUCAAGGUGGCAGCAGUGCUGAACAAUGCCUUCUACCUGGAAGACCUGCACUUCACGAUUGAGGGUCGCGAUACGCAUUACUUCAUCAAGACGAGCCUUCCCGAGAGUGACCUGGGGGCCUUACGGCUGACAAGUGGACGCCGCAGCCUGGAGAACGGCGUCAAUGUGACCGUGUCUCAAUCUACCACAGUGGUGAACGGGCGUACACGACGCUUCGCGGACGUCGAGCUCCAGUACGGCUCAUUGGCGCUGCACGUACGGUACGGCAUGACACUCGAUGAGGAAAAGGCACGAGUGCUUGAGCAGGCCCGACAAAGAGCGCUGUCGAGCGCGUGGCAAAGAGAACAGCAAAGGGUUCGCGAGGGCGAGGAAGGGGCCAGGCUCUGGACCGAGGGUGAGAAACGGCAACUACUGAGCUCGGGAAAGGUUCUGGGCUACGACGGCUACUACGUGCUCUCUGUGGAGCAGUACCCCGAACUAGCCGACAGCGCCAACAACAUCCAGUUCUUGAGGCAGAGCGAGAUCGGGAAGAGGUAACAACCGACUGCACAGCGGUGCUUUAGCUGGGAAGAAGACGUAACAACAGACUGCACUGUGCCUCGCUGCCUCUCUCUUUUACCGUGUAGAAAAGACCUGAGAUGAGCUCUGUAACCAACACGCAUCGAAAUGAACUCCUUCUGAACGCACUCAAUAAGAACAUUUUUAAAAACCUGCUUUAGCUAGGUAGAGGUGACAGACUGUUACUUAGCUGACAGUUUUCUCAGACUGAGGGGAGAAAUAAAAGUGAAGAAAUGACUGAGUCACUCAGUACUGCCUCAGUUGCCUCACACUCUCUUGCCCCAGUACUCAUCUCUAUAUUGAAUAUAUUCACUAAUAGCCCCUAACACAGGGUAGACGGAAGCUGCCUCUCUACGUUACCGUGUACAAAACCCCCGAGACAAGCUCCAUAAACCACGUUUCUUCACGCUGCAGCAUCGGACGGACAAGCCGAUUCUCUCCGAAAGACUCUUGAUAGAAAUUUUUAAAAACUCGUCAAUCUUAUCUUUUUUGUGCUUUUUUUGUAUAAAAUUCGUAAAGAUGGUACGCUUCAUGGAUGGAAAAAAAAAGGAAGAAAAGAAAGAAGGAAUGCGUUUACAAAACCACUGCACUUGGAUAACGGACUAACGUGUACAGAGCCUCUGGGUCUGGGUCGCAUCUCUCACUCAAAGUUCUUCUUGCUAUCAGUGAAAAAACAUUUUGUGGAUGUUUUGGGUACCGAGACAUGCAGCCGUGAGAACUGAAACGGCACAUGAUUCUUUCCUGCUUCGCUUUCUUUUCAGGACUCUGUUAUGAUUCAAGUAUUCAGUCGAGUCUGAGUGUUCAAUGUCAUUGCUGAACCAGCUGGCGGAUGUAGUGUAGAGAGCAAAACAAAACGAAAAAUUAUAUAUCAUAACUGGCCUGUCUUUUGACAAGAGAUGUGAGAGUAUCUUUAUGGAUUUUUUUUUAAACGUUAAAAAAUAAAAAUUCCACUUAUCCGUACAUCAAUAUUAGUCUCAGAGAAAGUAAUUUAUGUACAGUGUUUAUACAUACAAAAAAAAAAAAACCUUAAAAAGAUUGACUUUCUUUUCCCCCCCGUCUUGUCAUGCAUUACUGUUUACACUUCAUGAAGUUUAAUAUUUGAUCUUAUCAGAAUUUAUGGUAAUGCUAAUCGAAAUAAAAUCAGCUGUACUGUCUCAUUAAUCUCUGCAUUUUCAUCUCUGACAGUUUGUUUUGCACAUUAUGUUUUUAAGCUGUUGGCUGGUUUCAUUGCUUGGCUGCGUUUUCACUGUAAUCGACCUUACGACCGAGCUGAUGGCUCUGCAGGUCAAAACGGGCUUCAGACGUUCGGUAGAAAUAAACCACACACCGAUUUGUUAAACAGUUACAGAUUAAAAUGCGUGUUAAUAGCGAAAUUCUAAUCGGCACAGUGCUAAAUGUGUUUAAACGCAGGUCUAAUUUAGAUUUUUUUUUUUUUUUAAAGCCUCCACUUUGAGAUAUACACUCAUUGGCCACUUUAUUAGGAACACCUGCUGUUUGAUGCCGUUCUCUAAAAAUCAGCCGAUCCCUGACGCAUCAAAUCACGCAGAUACAAAUCAAGAGCUUCAGUUAAAUGUUCAAACAUCAGAAGGGGAAAAACUGUGAACUCACAGUGUGACUGACUUUCACUGUGGCAUGGGUGUUGGUUUGAGCCAGAUGGAGCAUGAAGGUUUGAGUAUUCUUGGGUUUCACGUGACGUCACAUCCGCCUCAUUAGUUAUUCAAAACUUUAGCUGGUGGUCGACCAAAGCUCGGUUGACAAAGCGUUUGUACGGAGAAGGUGCGUUGCUCGCAUGAAAAACGCCUCACGCUUGCGUUGUUUUAGGUUGUUCGAAUUGAUCAGCCCGUGAAACUGAUAAAAGUUUCUUCAGGGUUCCCCGUAAACUCAUAAAAAAAAGGGUGAACGAACACAGGAUUUCACAAAAAGACGUGGAGAAAGGUGGCUUUCGAACCUCUCCGUGAAAUCGCAGGGAGCCGAGUUGAAGCGUGCUGGAGUUUGCAGUGAUCACUUGGUGAAAGGUUUGUAUUUCCCUCUCAGCUCUGGCCUUAGUGUUUCCCAAGUACUUUUCGUGCUAUGUGUCGUUAUAUUACAGUACCAGAGAUGCCAAUCACUACGAUUUGUGCGUAGUCACUACGUUUUUGACAGUACCACUACGAGGCUACGCCCGUCUAUUCAGUUUAUAUGGGAUUCAUACGAUUUUAGCAUGGAUGCGGUUCUAAAUGCGUGAAUCUAUAAAGGGUUCAUGAUAUUUUGCCGGUGUUCGGUACAUUUGAGGCCAAAUUAUCACUUGAUAAUUCAAUAUUUUGACUGUAGUUAUGGUCAAAGUUUGCUUCGAUGGGUGCCGCCAUCUUUGUUGACAAGCGUUCUGCGCAUGCGCAAAUUAAAUUAUCGAUGCCGCGAUGGAAUGUCGAGCAGCCCAUGUCACUAGGUAUUGAGGGGCGGUCGGGGUGUUGUAACCUCACAAACUAUCGCUCAAAACAUGAAAUCAGGGUUGUCAUCCACCCAAAACACCAUGUUCCGAAUAUGCAAUGAACAUUUCACGAUAUAUUCGCAAAAAGAAACGAAACACUGUUGGAACUGAAACGGUCGUCUUCUGAAGUAAAUCAAUCAGAACUGAAUAAGUAAUCUGACUUGAUAUUGAUGAGAUUAAAAGUGAAAGGAAGUUGAUAAAAAUUAAAAGUAGUCAAAGUGACUUGACAUUAAUCAUGGGAAUAAAAAGGAACUAGACAUGUUCCAGUACUAUUGAGUAUUUGCUAAUUGCGUGUUCCAGUACGUUAUCUAUAAAUAUUGAUGGUAUGUAAUCUGCAUUUGUGUAAAGUUAAGAAAAUAAUAUUCACUGUUUGAAAGUUGAUUGUAUACAAAUUACCAGAGAAGUCUUUACUUUGUGUGAAUGUGGUGAGUUAUGAGCAUCACUCAUGAGAAAAUUGUGAGUGAUUGUGGUUUGGUUUUAUUUUUCAGAUAAUUGGAAAAAAAAAAAAAAAAUCAACAUUUUCUCCCCCCAAAACCAACAUGUCCCAGUUCAUUUUAGUCACCUGUAUUCACUCAGAAUGGCCCUAAAAAAGCACCAAUUUCCAAAAUUUUCUCGGGGGGCUUACCCCGAACCCCCAGCUGGAUUGGAGUCACUACACAUUGAUUUCACAAAAGGUUGGCAUCUCUGCGGUACUUUUUUUUAGUCGCGAAGAGGUAAAGUCCCCAGCUGUUUCUUUGUUUACUCCUCACAAAGUCCAUAUUAGGGAUGUUAACCGAUGACCGUUUGACCGGUGGUUGACCGAAUCAACGUCAACCGGGUAAUUUUUUUUUUGGUUGUCGGUGAAAAAAAAAAAAAAUCGUUUUGAAGCUGUCGAUUUUGGAGCGGAAAACCUGGAAUUCUGUGUUGUAAACGCUUGGGCCAUGCCAUGCGGUGUAAGGACGACAGCUGACAAAUCAGAAACACCCAUUCAGUCAUGUCCCGCCCUCCCGCCCCAGUUAAAGACAGCUGACAAAUCAGAAACACCCAUUCAGUCAUGUCCCGCCCCAGUUGAACACAGCUGCCACUCGGCGAAAGAAAAGUGUAGACACAGGCUUUUUAGCUUACAAAUUACUAUUCUGUUUUUUUUAAUUAUUAUUAGAAGGCACAUGGAGUUUAGUCCUGCCUUGGCCAGUGCAUUCUGAAAGUAUGUUUCGGUCUGUAGCCAACAAUGCAUGUUACUGCAGAUCAUCUCUCUCCACACAAACUAAAGGCGCAGACGCCGACUUUUUCACGGCUUUUUCAUGGACUGUAACGGCAUUUGCUUAUGUAGUAAUUUUAAUACAGAAUUUACUCUGAUGAAAUUAUUCAGACACUCCAACGCCCCCCCCCAAAAAAAAAAAAAUCGGAUCUGCACGAGCCGUGAAAAAGGCGCGCCGUUUGCAUCCCUGUUUAAACUCAUAGGUUAACCGACUUUAACCGGCUAAUGAGGCUCGGUGGUCGGUCAAGAUUUUUUUUAGUUUUCGCCAUCCCUAGUCCAUAUGCAUGAAGGCCGCGACCAAAUUCUUCCCCAGCUGUACAGUUACAAUGCGCCGAGAUCACUUCUCCGUCUUGUUUAACUAAGAUCCAGGUCUUUAAAGGGGUUUCUGAUGAUCUUUGUGAAUGAUUUAGCUGAGAGAUAAGAGCCGACACAAGUGAGAAUCAAGCCAACUGUUGUUUGUUUACACUUCAACUUGCAUGGCUUUGUUGUAAAGACACGAAUGAAAAGCUUAAAAAAAUUAUAUAUAUAUAUAUAUGGGGCGGCACGGUGGUGUAGUGGUUAGCGCUGUCGCCUCACAGCAAGAAGGUCCUGGGUUCGAGCCCCGGGGCCGGCGAGGGCCUUUCUGUGUGGAGUUUGCAUGUUCUCCCCGUGUCCGCGUGGGUUUCCUCUGGGUGCUCCGGUUUCCCCCACAGUCCAAAGACAUGCAGGUUAGGUUAACUGGUGACUCUAAAUUGAGCGUAGGUGUGAAUGUGAGUGUGAAUGGUUGUCUGUGUCUCUGUGUCAGCCCUGUGAUGACCUGGCGACUUGUCCAGGGUGAACCCCGCCUUUCGCCCGUAGUCAGCUGGGAUAGGCUCCAGCUUGCCUGCGACCCUGUAGAAGGAUAAAGCGGCUACAGAUAAUGUGAUAUAUAUAUAUAUAUAUAUAUAUAUAUAUACACACAUACACACACACACGGGCAAAAACAAUCCAGGAUUCAUUGGGCGGCGACUUGAUGCCGAGGUCCUUUACCCAGCCACAUAUAAAAAAGUUUUUGUAAGCCUCCGCACUCUUCCACACUUUCAUCUGUUUUGCGGUGUAGAAGGACGUCUGCAACACCAGAUAGUUGGAGAUGUCGGGGAACUCGACUGAAGGGUAGUUUUCGAGAUUGUAUGACAAAUCCUUCUUUCCCAGACUGUAGGGGUCGAUUCCAUUGCACACAGCGAUCUUCUGAAUAUAUCUAAAGUGAGCAGUGGCUUCUACAGUUCGAGCGUACUCUGAUAAGUCAAUCGCUAGAUGUUUGCACUACAGCAGCCAUUUUGGUUUGCUUGACCACCAGCUAUUUUACCGGAAGUGAAAUCGGUAAGAAAAGUCAUGUGACUGAAACCCAAGAAUUUCAGAAACUGAUCUCCUGGGGUUUUCACACACAACAGUCUCUAGAGUUUACACAGAUGCCCCUUUUCCACCAAAGCAGUUCCAGGGCUGGUUCGGGGCCAGUGCUUAGUUUGGAACCGGGUUUUCUGUUUCCACUGACAAAGAACUGGCUCUGGGGCCAGAAAAACCGGUUCCAGGCUAGCACCAACUCUCUGCUGGGCCAGAGGAAAGAACCACUUAUGUCAGCGGGGGGGGGGCAGAGUUGUUAAGACCAACAACAAUAACAAGACCGCGAAAGAUCGCCAUUUUUAAGUGACGAGAAGCAGCAGCUGUACAAACGUGAAGUCAUCCAUUAUUAUUGUUGUUGUUUUUGCUUCGAUAUUCACGCCAAGGUUUAUGCAAACGUAGCGACGUAACUGACGUAUACAGCGACGUAACUGACGUGUCUCCCCUUAGCACUGUGAGCUAUGGAAAAGCAAACUGGUUCUCAGCUGGCUCGCAAGUUGAACGAGUUGUGCACCAGCACCGGCUCCGAACCAGCCCUGGAACUGAUUUGGUGGAAAAGAGGCAUGUAUGGUGCGAAAAACAAAAACAUUUUUUUUUUGAGUGAGUGAGCGACAGUUCUGUGGGUAGAAACAAACGCCCUGUUGAUGAGAGUUCAGAGGAAAAUUGAUGCAAGAUUUUUUUUUUUUUGCCAGGAAGGAUAUAGUAACUCAUAUAAAUCACUCUACAACCGUGGUGAGCAGAAAAGCAUCUCGGCAUGUAACAGCAGACAGAAGAACACAUCGGGUUCCACUCCUGCAGCCAAGAACAGGGAUCUGAGAAUCAACACGUUCCUAUUAAAGUGGCCGGUGAGGGUAUAACGACACAAACAACUGAAUUGACUCCCAAGUCAGAGCAGUGAAGACGUGAUGAGAGCAGAAAAGAGAGCAUCUCACAUUUAAAAAAAUAAAAAAAAAUCUGUUUUACAUAUUAAAACAGUACCAGUGAAGGAUCACGGGUGAAAAACGUGUUUGUUUUUUUUCUUUUCCUGCUUGCCGUCAUUCAUAAGUUAUAUGUCGGCUCAUGGUUGAAAACUUUUUAGUUCGGGAUCACGUUAUUGAAAUUGUAUUAUCGCAACAAGGUCGACUUCUGAUGCCGUUUACGUUAAAAAGAACCAUGAGAUUGUAGUGAUUUUUGGGGUUGUUUUUUUCUUUUUGUACGUCGAAACCUAUUUUUCUAUGAAUAUGUGAAUGAAAAGGCAAAAGGAAAAGCGGUUCUCUCUUUUCUGUGGUUUUGAACUACUAAUCCUUUCUGAUCGCUGUGGUUUGUACCCGAGCGCUAUGCGCUUGGCUGCUCUGAUCGGAGACACACCAAACUCCUUUCCUGAUUUGACAAUCCACUUCUCGCCAUCACGUUACCGCGAGGUGACGCAGCGGCUUCGUGACCUUCGAGUGAUCAAGAACUUAUGAAAGCAGCUACAACAUGAGCGCGCCAUUUCAUUGGCACUUAAUGUGAGAUGCACUUACAAAGGCCGCAGCAGUUAGUGAAGGAGGAAAGGAAGAGAAAAGGAGGAGAAGAAGAAGUCAACGAGGUUUUAGCUUUGCCAUUUGUUGCAUGCGUAUGAUGUAAAACUGCCUAUCUGAAACCACUUCAGCCACUGUAAAGGUCAUUUUCAGAAGUCGGGUGUUUGAACGCACUGCUUUGAUGGAUUAUUUACUGUAUCUGCUUCUUCUCGAGCUCAUUAUGUAACAGUCAUUCUUCAAAUUAAGACUGUGUGAAAAGUACUGAAUGUUUUCUUUCUCCAUCUCGCCUCACUUUGUCCCGUAUGGCCUCAUGCAGGUGUGUCACAGUUUAAAGAGGAUGUAUAAAAGAAAAAAAAAAAAAAAUGUGUGCAUUCAGCCUUGUUUAUAUGCAUUUCUUUCUGUUUUAUGGAGGAGGUUUCUUUUUUCUGUUCUUUUUUUAUGUUGCUUUUGUAUUAGAAGAGGUAAAAGCUGAUGUAAGAGUGUGUGAGCUGUCUUACAGUCCUGUAAGGACCACAAACGUGCUUCACUCAUGUUUGUUUGUUUUUUUCGCAACAGAUCUUGAGGUUUUCUUGUUUGUUUGAUAAGGUAGAAAAUGUCGAGUGCAAUUAAAAGCCUGGAUACACAUUACUGGAGGAAAAUAAAUAAAAUUUUCAAAAAGCACUUGAAUUUGAUGCACUGUUCAGGCAAUCAUUUGCUGCGAGUCCAAUCUAAAUUUCAGUCGAGUGACACAUUUUACGUUUGACAGGCAGCAGAAAUCAUGGACUGGUGAUCGGAUUUAUUAACUACUGAAUGUGUGUGGAACGUGACCGUGGUGAAGUGUAUCCAGGCCUUUAAGUGCAUUUGUAAACUAAUCUCAAGUAGGUUAAUGCUGGACCCAUUACAUUUUUACUUUGCAACAUGUUAAUGCUCCACAGACGCCAAUCAUUUAAAUAAAAACGUAAUACUCGAAGGAAA
This is a messenger RNA of Neoarius graeffei (lesser salmon catfish), 16010 nucleotides long. RefSeq names its product teneurin transmembrane protein 3 (gene tenm3). Gene Ontology annotation, molecular function: protein homodimerization activity; cell adhesion molecule binding; protein heterodimerization activity. The coding region runs from base 335 to 8476 and encodes 2713 amino acids. Gene Ontology annotation, cellular component: membrane; neuron projection. The record is from RefSeq and is a predicted model, not a curated record. The transcript has 29 exons. Gene Ontology annotation, biological process: heterophilic cell-cell adhesion; neuron development; signal transduction. NCBI's taxonomy places the organism in Eukaryota, Metazoa, Chordata, Actinopteri, Siluriformes, Ariidae.